GCCCGGUGGUUGCCGAGAGACAAUCGAUCGAACACUUGACCUUGCACUUGACUCGAAAACUUGCCAGUGAGUCAAGUCACUUUCUCUCGCUUAUUGCUUCCGCUGUUCUAUCUUUCAUUCUUCUCCUUGCUGGCAGCUUUGCCGACGAUGACCACAGAUGCAGAUGCAAAAUAUGAGCUUAUUACUCGAAGAUUACAGGAAGUACUAGGCGGAGACAGUAUCAAAGCGAUCCUAGCGGAGGAUAGGUCACCGAAAUGUUACUGGGGUACUGCACCAACAGGCAGACCGCACAUCGGGUACUUCGUUCCCUUAACGAAGAUCGCUGAUUUCUUGCGAGCCGGCGUCGAGGUCACCAUUCUCCUUGCUGACGUUCACGCGUUCCUUGACAACCUCAAAGCACCUCUAGAGCUCGUUGGUUACCGAACAAAAUACUACCAAUUUGUCCUCCUCGCUGUCUUUAGAUCACUCGGGAUACCCACUACUAAACUCAAAUUCAUAGAAGGAUCGUCUUUCCAGCUGACAAAAGAGUACAGCCUCGACAACUACAGACUGGCGGCCAUUGUCACCGAGCACGACGCGAAGAAAGCGGGUGCGGAGGUGGUCAAGCAGGUCGAGAGUCCUCUGUUGAGUGGAUUAUUAUACCCCGGUCUGCAGGCACUUGACGAACACUACCUUGGUUGUGAUUUCCAGUUCGGGGGUGCCGAUCAACGCAAAAUCUUCACAUUCGCAGAACUUUACCUUCCACGUCUAGGAUACGCCAAGCGCGCACAUCUCAUGAACCCUAUGGUUCCAGGUCUCAGUGGCGGAAAAAUGUCCGCUUCAGAUCCUAAUUCCAAAAUCGACUUCCUCGACCCUCCAGCCGUCAUUCGCAAGAAGAUCAAGAGCGCCUUCUGCGAAGAGGGUAACAAGAACGACAAUGGCGUUCUCGCGUUCGUCAACUCAGUACUUAUGCCCAUUAGCCAGCUGCGCAUUGAAAGAUUGAAAGGGCAGACGGGGGCAGAUGAAGAAGAAGGAAAGGAUGCCACUGGCGACCAGGCUCCUUUCGUGUCGGAGGGCGCUCCUGAAGGAACCGUGUUCUCGAUCUAUAGGAAAGAGGAAUUCGGUGGUUCCUUGCAUUACAAGAACUUCGAAGAGGUUGAGAAUGACUUCGUGGAGAAGAAGCUGCAUCCGAAAGACCUGAAGUCUGCCGUCGCUGAUGGUAUCGUCAAGCUGCUCGAGCCCAUACAGAAGGCUUUCGAAGAGAAUGAAGAAUGGAAGUCAGUUGAGAAGUUGGCCUACGUCGAUCCGAAUGCCAAGCCUAAGAAGAAAAAGGAGAAGGUCUACCACCCCCCUCCACCAGGGAAGGGAAAGAACGUCAAACAACAGGAGAAAGCUGACGAGAAUGGCUCUGCUGCACCUACGACUGCUGAUGCUGCUACUACUGCUACUCCGGCGGAGCCACCUAGAAAUGAUGUUGUACCGGCUGCAGUGGAAGUCAUCAAGGCAGAGUCUCAGUCUUGAAUGUGGAUAAGACGUGUUUUGUUCUGCGAGAUUCGAAUGACAUUGUAUGUUACUAUUACAUCAUUGAGCUAGUCUGUAAGACGACUUGAAUGUCGGGUCUUCAUCUGGUGCGAAAGACCAUCCUUAUUUAGCGCCCAAACUGUUGGUGGCGUAGAGAUGCUACAUUACUAGCGCUGUCGGGCUUUGGAUGUUUUGACCAUUCCUUCUAUCUCCCUUCACACCCCUUAUUCCUCUAUAUCAUUGUCCGAAACUGCGAGGUUCUCACCUUUCCCUCAUCAAGAUGAGGUGCAACUUGUCAUUU
Somion occarium is the source of this 1801-nucleotide messenger RNA. The record is from the annotation of a GenBank genome assembly. Lineage: Eukaryota; Fungi; Basidiomycota; Agaricomycetes; Polyporales; Cerrenaceae.